GCUCAGGUCAUUGUUGUGGUAACGCCGCUGCUGCUGCUGUUACUGCUGCUGCUGCUGCUGUUACUGCUGCUGCUGGACGUAACAAUAUUACACUACCAUCAUUGUGUUAAUGUUGAGGCACAAUGGCAGAUGGAAUGCUCUCUUUGUCAUGGAACAACCACAGCUCUACAUUCAGCCACAUGCUCUCUUCAUUACGAGAUAUGGAGAGAUACACUGAUGUAACAAUUGCUUGUGAAGGAAAAUUUUAUCCCACACACAAGUUAGUGCUAUCAACAUGUAGUGAGUAUUUUCAAAAGAUGUUUGAAAGAACUCCAUGUAAACAUCCAAUCAUUGUUAUGAAGGAUGUGGAAUGUAGAGACAUUGAGGCACUUCUCAGUUAUAUGUAUGCAGGAGUUGUGAGUGUGGCUCAGAAUGACUUGGCUCAGUUGAUCAAGGCUGCUGAAUUAUUACAAAUAAAGGGAUUGGCUGUUCCUGAUGAACCUCCGACAACUGGCAGUAAAAAGUCUGGACAUGUUCGAGGUUCAACUGAUGAUAGAAGCAGUCCACAUCCAAAGAGGCAAAGAAGAGAAAAUAGUAAAAGUCCGUCCCAGUGUGAAAGACAGUCCUUACGUUCCACUAUGCCAUCACCUCGCUCUUCCCCAUUUAACAAUAAAGACAGUGAAUACUUGCAGGAACAAACUGCUACAAAUAGGCACCAUAAUAAAACAAAUCAAAGGGUAGAUGAAAAGCAUGAUCAAAAAAUAGAGAAACAAGGAGAUAGAAGUGGACUAGAUCAACAGCCAGAGCAACACCAAGAUCAAGAGAUGGAACAAAGAUUAGAAUGUCUACCAGUUACAAAGGAAUCACCAGAGGCUCAAGCUGAGGUGUGUAUUGUACAGGUACAGUACAUGCAAACUGUAACAGACAUGAAAUUCGGUUAAAUUGUAAAAUGCAGUUCAGUUCUCGUAUAACAAGAAUGUAUAAAAUAUUAAAGUAUGUGAUAAAAAGAUUCUCUAUAAAUUGUAUACCGCUAAUGUUAUUUAAAUUUGUUUUGGUAUAGUUAGGUAUACGGUGUAGGCUAAGUUCAGUUAUAUAUAGAUAUACUUUCCUCUUUCUUUUUGGGCCACCCUGCCUUGUAUAUAUAUAUCUUUCUUUCUUUCAAUGCACCAGCCGUAUCCCACUGAGGUGGGGUGGCCCAAAAGGAAAAACGAAAGUUUCUCCUUUUAAAUUUUGUAAUAUAUACAGAAGGGGUUACUAGCCCCUUGCUCCCGGCAUUUUAGUCGCCUCUUGCGACACGCAUGGCUUACAGAGGAAGAAUUCUGUUCCACUUCCCUAUGGAUAAAAAUAAAAAAUAAAAAAUAAAAAAAAUAAAAAUAAAAAAAUAAUAGAAAAAUAAAAAAUAAUUAAAAAUAAUUAA
Molecule: messenger RNA, 1396 nt
Organism: Cherax quadricarinatus
Lineage: Eukaryota; Metazoa; Arthropoda; Malacostraca; Decapoda; Parastacidae
Source: RefSeq, a predicted model, not a curated record